This is a messenger RNA of Neltuma alba, 411 nucleotides long. RefSeq lists its product as uncharacterized. NCBI's taxonomy places the organism in Eukaryota, Viridiplantae, Streptophyta, Magnoliopsida, Fabales, Fabaceae. The coding region runs from base 1 to 411 and encodes 136 amino acids. The transcript is spliced from 2 exons. The record is from RefSeq and is a predicted model, not a curated record.
AUGACGAAUUGGAGCAAUGGUGUGGGACCUAAUAUAGAGGAAAAGUUGAUGGAUCAUGUGGCCAGAUCAGAAAGAAUGGAUGUGCAAAAUUAUGGAAUGAACAAUUUCAGGGUCAGAUGGGGAAACCUAGAUGUGCGGGUAAAUCUUGUGUUACGUGAAUGCACCUGCAAAGGUUGGCAAAUACUCAUGAUUCCAGUUGAGACCCAUGACAUCCCUAGGCCAGAUUCCCUUCGAUAUGAAGAUUACUCGUCCACCAUCUUCCUACAACCACCAUUGACAACUCGGCGUGCUGGAAGACCCAGAGGUAGGAGGAUUGAAUCACAAUUCCAGCAGAAGAAAGCGUAUCAUUGCUCAGGAUGUGGUGAAGCUGGUCACACUAGAAAGAUUUGCACUAACCCGAACCCUGGGUGA